Molecule: messenger RNA, 1338 nt
Organism: Aegilops tauschii subsp. strangulata
Lineage: Eukaryota; Viridiplantae; Streptophyta; Magnoliopsida; Poales; Poaceae
Source: RefSeq, a predicted model, not a curated record
GUGCCGCUGCUGCGCGCGUCCGUGCUGCUCUGCCUCGCCAUGUCCGCGAUGCUGUUCGCGGAGAAGGUGUACAUGGCCGUGGUCGUCCUCGCGGUGCGGCUGCUGGGCCGCCGUCCCGAGCGGCAAUACCAGUGGGAACCCAUGGGCGACGACGACCCCGAGCUCGGCAGCGCUGCCUACCCCAUGGUCCUCGUCCAGAUCCCCAUGUACAACGAGCGCGAGGUGUACCAGUUGUCGAUCGGUGCGGCGUGCGGGCUCUCCUGGCCGUCCGAUCGGAUCGUCGUCCAGGUGCUCGAUGACUCCACAGAUCCCGUCAUCAAGGAGCUGGUGCAGGUGGAGUGCCGGCGCUGGGCGAGGAAGGGCGUGAACAUCAAGUACGAGAUCCGGGACAACCGGCGCGGGUACAAGGCCGGCGCACUCAAGGAAGGCAUGAAGCACGGCUACGUCAAGGACUGCGACUUGGUGGCCAUCUUCGACGCCGACUUCCAGCCGGAGCCCGACUUCCUGUGGCGCGCCGUCCCCUUCCUCGUCCACAACCCCGACAUCGCCCUCGUCCAGGCUUGCUGGAAAUUCGUGAAUGCAGAUGAAUGCUUGAUGACAAGGAUGCAGGAGAUGUCCUUGGACUAUCACUUUAAGGUGGAGCAAGAAGUGGGCUCCUCGACCUAUGCCUUCUUUGGAUUCAAUGGAACCGCUGGUGUGUGGCGCAUAUCUACUCUGAACGAGGCAGGUGGCUGGAAGGACCGAACCACAGUUGAAGACAUGGACCUGGCAGUCCGAGCCAGUCUCAAGGGAUGGAAAUUUGUGUAUCUUGGUGAUCUCAAGGUAAAAAAUGAGCUCCCAAGUACGUUCAAAGCAUUUCGGUACCAGCAACAUAGAUGGUCGUGCGGGCCCGCAAAUCUGUUCAGAAAAAUGGUGAUGGAGAUCAUCAGAAAUAAGAAAGUGACUCUUUGGAAGAAAAUCCAUGUCGUCUACAGCUUCUUCUUGGUGCGCAAGGUUGUCGCGCACAUUGUGACCUUUGUGUUCUAUUGCCUUGUUAUCCCGGCCACGGUCUUAGUUCCCGAGGUUGAGGUACCAAAGUGGGGUUGUGUCUAUAUUCCAACUAUUAUCACCCUUCUCAAUGCUGUUGGGACUCCAAGGUGCCAAUCAUCUAAACAUCUAUGCAAUUUGUUUAAAAGUUGAUGAACCUACACCUACUCACUUCUGGGAUAGAGACACAUGCAUAUUAACAUGAGAAAUCAUCAAAUGGUGCAGGUCUGUUCACUUAGUUGUCUUUUGGGUACUAUUUGAGAAUGUCAUGUCAUUGCAUAGAGCAAAGGCCACCUUCAUCGGUCUAUUGGA